UCAUAACAGAAAAGAAUCAUCAAUGAGUACAGGCUAGGAGAGACACAGAGUCGAGAGUAAACAACUACUACUGAAGAAGGAAGGAGAAGAAGAAGAAGAAGAAGAGAAGAAGAGAUGUCGUGGCAAACUUACGUGGAUGAUCAUCUGAUGUGCGAAAUCGAAGGCAAUCAUCUCACCGCCGCCUCCAUCAUCGGCCACGACGGCACUGUCUGGGCCCAGAGCGACUCCUUCCCUCAGCUUAAGCCUGAAGAGAUCACUGCAAUUAUGAACGACUUUAAUGAACCUGGAUCGCUGGCCCCAACUGGGUUAUAUCUUGGUGGAACAAAAUAUAUGGUGAUCCAAGGAGAGUCAGGUGUCGUCAUUCGAGGGAAGAAGGGCUCUGGUGGUGCUACGAUCAAAAAGACCAAUAUGGCGUUGAUCAUUGGUAUCUAUAACGAGCCACUGACUCCUGGUCAGUGCAACAUGAUUGUUGAAAGGCUUGGUGACUAUCUCAUCGAUCAGGGUUUUUAAUUGUUUUGGUGUUUGAAGCCAUGGCAUGACUCCUGAGUGGAAACAAAAGAAAUUUGGUGCUUAAGAAGUAAUGGAUAUGAUCUCCUAUGUGAUGUACGAUUCUGUUUUGUACACUUAUUGUUUGUACUCUUGUUGGUGAAAAGUAUUGUGUUGAUUUUCAUGUGGGGUACUUAUGUGCCUUGUGGUGGGUUUUCUUGUAAUGGAUGUCUUAAAUUGAUGGAAAUGUCUCAUAAGUAAUUUAUUUGGUCUGUGAUUCAUUUACAUCUGAA
This is a messenger RNA of Vitis riparia (riverbank grape), 779 nucleotides long. RefSeq names its product profilin-1-like. The record is from RefSeq and is a predicted model, not a curated record. Gene Ontology annotation, molecular function: actin monomer binding. The transcript has 4 exons. Gene Ontology annotation, cellular component: cell cortex. Lineage: Eukaryota; Viridiplantae; Streptophyta; Magnoliopsida; Vitales; Vitaceae. Bases 115 to 510 code for a protein of 131 amino acids.